Molecule: messenger RNA, 3897 nt
Organism: Pundamilia nyererei
Lineage: Eukaryota; Metazoa; Chordata; Actinopteri; Cichliformes; Cichlidae
Gene: tdrd7b
Product: tudor domain containing 7 b
Exons: 24
Coding region: 154-3879 (1241 amino acids)
Source: RefSeq, a predicted model, not a curated record
GACUAAAAGAAGAAGAAAUGGGAGAACUAGCGCCCCUCGUGGCUGUAACACGAAGGCCCUUCAUGCGUUAUUACGCACGCACACACACAACCGUUUUGGUGUGGAUGUAUCGGGUCCCUGGAUGCGUAUUGACGUGUAAUUAUCCAGAGGCCUAUGCGCAGCCGACCAAUCAGGUGGCGGAGGAGAGGCUGUGCCUGCCGGCCGGCACACACCGGGAACGACGCCAACCCCCGUGGCGGUGACAGCGCCACAGCGACUGGACCAGGUCCCGACUUCACCACCUCGUCCGUGCAGAGCAAGAUGGCUGAUGCGGAGGUGGCAAAAAAAAUGCUGCGGGGCAUCCUGCAGUCCAACAAAGGUGGAGUGUCAUUGUCACACCUGCAGUCAGAGUAUAAGGAGCUGACUGGGGAGCACAUACCACAUAAGCAGAUGGGACACAGCAACCUGGAUGCUCUUCUAGCCAGCAUGCCAUCUUUAGUCCGCAUGGAGCGCAGCCGCUUGGGAGAGGUGGUUUGUACUAAGGAUAUCUCACACACUCAGACAAGCAGCUCCACGGUAUUCAGGGCUGCACGCGAGCAUCAGCACGGUCUGAAGCAGCUGAGAGUCAGCUGCAAGCGAGGAGACGCUGAUUCACAAAUCAAGCUCUCUCUUCCCCACGCACAUGCACCCUCUCCUUCUCUCCUCCCCGCUUGGGUUAUUAUUAUUCAGGCAGAGACAGACCAGGGACUGUGUGUCCAUGCCGCCAAACCUCAAAACUCUCUGAGGCAACCGAACCACCGUGGCCGAGGUGGGGGUAGAGGAGGAGGCCCUGGCCGUGGGGCUGGACAUGGAGACUUCAGACAGGCAAGAGACUUAAGGGAUGGCCCAUCAGAGGGCAAGACUGGGGGGCAUCCGAACAAGAUGUCCAGUCAGAACACAUCCAACAGGAAAGGAAACCAACCUCCAGACAAGAUGGCCCAAGAGUCAGACGUUCUAAACAAAGAAGGAAGAAACAGGAGGAUGACCCUACCAUCACGGUUUCAGAAAGAGGUGCACGCUCACCUUUCCAGAAACUCCCAGCAGACCGCUCCACCCUCAAACUUAAAUGAGAGCUUUGGUUCUGGGAAAGCAAAGCCCUACAACCCCCAACUGGUCCAAGGUCACAUCAGAGAGAUCUUGGCGAAGUACAGUAAUGGCUUCUGGGUGUCCAAACUGCCUCAGAUGUACAGAGAGCUUUACAAACAAGACCUGCCCACAGAGGCCAUUAAAGACCUGGAGACCUGGACGCACAUUUGCAUAGUAGAGAAAACCUGCAGCAGCAACCCAUCAGAGCGGCUUCUCUACCCUGCCAAGGAACAGACAAACACUUCCUCCUCCUCUUCGCCCAUCCUCACCCACCCAAACUCUGCUACAACCACAAACGUGCCCGCAGACAAACCUUUCCAAUCCUCUGUCCAACAGAGAGCCCCCAGCACUCGUCCGACUCGCUCUGGCUCUCGGUCUUCUCAGUCUCCACCUUCAUCCUCCUCUUCACCCAGCCCUCCCUCGUCCCCUGCAACCCUCAGCCCUGACCUGAAGCAGAAGCUGGAGGAACUGUUAGUGAAGUACUCCAGUGGCCUGUGGGCCCAUGCGCUACCCAAGCUCUUCCAGGACACCUACAAAACCAAACUGCCAGGACAUGUUCUGGUCAACCUCGAUCUCCUCUCUGACAUCUGCACCAUCGACUACCCGAUGCCUGACAACCCCAAGAGGGCCAUCCUGUACAGGCGAAGCAGUACUGGAGGUGGAGGAGGAGAGGACGAGAACUGCAACAGGAGGAACUCUUCAGCCAGUGAGGAGGAGCUGAGGGUGAGGAAGGAGCUGGGGAGGAGGCUCAGUAACCAGGCAGUGCCUCCACUACAGAUCCCCAAAGAGGAGUACCCCUCUGUGCUGGUGGUGGAGGCGACCAACACGAACGGGGUUUUACUCAGGUACAUCGGUGAGGGUUACUCCCAGGCUCAGGAGUCCAUGGAAGAUGAAAUGAGAGAGUUUUAUGGUUUGGACCAAAGCAGCCCAACACCUGUAUCAUCCCUGUCCUCGGGCCAGCUUGUUGCAGUCAGGGCGGAGGAAGAGGAGGAGGUUCUGAGGGCACAAGUCUGUGAGGUCAUGACUGACAAGGUCAAGGUGUAUUAUGUGGAUCAUGGCUUCUCAGAGGUGAUCAGCAAAAACAAAGUGUUUGAACUGCAUGAGAAGUUCUUUAAACUGUCUUUCCAGGCAGCCAAGUGUAAACUGGCAGGCCUUGAGCCAUUCUGUCAGGACCUGGCGGUGCUGAAGAAGUUUGAGACGAUGGCGAGUGGAAAGAUUCUCUUGGCCGAGAUCCUGGAGAGAGGGCAGACCCCUCUGGUUGUCCUGUACGACACGUCGCAGGAUGAUGACAUAAACAUCAACGCUGCCUGCAUGAAAGCUCUGCACGACAAGUCGCUAGCGAGUCCGUUACAGGUGAACAGCGCUUAUAUGAAUGUGGCCAUCAGUAGCGUUUGUUCUGAUGGGACUAUCUACUGUCAGCCUCCCUCCAGAGGUCUUACCAAAAUGAAUGAGACGCUGGAGAAAAUAGAGACGUACUUCCACUCACAGGUAACAUCAGAGUUCCUGGUCUCCCGACCUUUUUGUGGGAAAAGAUGUUUGGCUCGCUACAAAGGAAAAUGGUCCCGUGUCGAGAUCACCAACCUUCAUGGCAGCAGAGUGUUGGACAUCCUGUUCAUUGAUGUGGGCGUGCAGGCUUCUGUCGAGGUGUUUGAGCUGAGGGAGAUUCCUCCCCCAUUCCUCCGUGACCUUAUGGCUAUCCCACCACAGGCUGUGAAGUGCUGUCUAGCAGACCUGGCUGUCAGUGUUGGAUCCUGGACUCCAGAUGCUGUACAGUGGCUUCGAGACAAAGUGUUGAACACCACUGACUGUAGUAUGAAGGUUGCCAAAGUGGAUGAAAAGAAGCGCUGCAUUCACGUCCACUUAUUCACAGACAAGAACUUCCAUGACCCGGACCGCAGCCUUAACCGUCAGAUGGCCCAGUCCGAGCUGUUAAAGCAGCAACCAGACGUCUUCCUGACCAGCCACAGCUCUGCCAGGAUUUCCACACCUACUUCAUCCACCAAGACCUCCAGUGCCAGUAACUCCACCAAUGGCAGCCCAACAUCAGCUAAUGUCCCAGUCAAGCCUCACCUCAGGAGGGCUCUGUCGGGACCCAAAGGCAGUGGAGGCGGUGGAAACACCACCACCACCCCCAGCAGCCCGACAGAAACACCAUCAUCCCCCACAUCCUCUCUCCAGCUGCCAGCAUCAUUAGAGCUGCCCACUAUAGGAAACAACAUGGAUGUAUACGUAUCUUUGGCGUGCCACCCCGGCCACUUUGUGCUACAGCCAUGGGGAGACAUGUACAGACUGGUAGUGCUGAUGGGAGAGAUGAUUCUCUACUACAACAAAACAGAGGAGAAACCACUAAACGUAGAGAAGAAUCAGAUUUAUGCUGCUAAAGUGGAAAACAGCUGGCAUCGUGUGCUGGUGAAGGGAGUUCUGAACAGCGGCUUGGUGUCUGUUUAUGAGUUGGACUAUGGUAAGCACGAGCUGGUCAGCUGCACACAGCUCAGGCCUCUGAUCAAAGAGUUCAGGCAGCUGCCGUUUCAGGGAAUCACUGCUCAGCUGGCUGGAGUGAAGCAAAGGCAGUGGUCCGAGGAGGCCUCCAUUGUUUUCCGGCACCACGUGGAGAAGAAGCCUAUGGUGGCCCAGCUGGAGGCCGUACAGGAAGCCACUAACCCAUGGGAGAGGAAGCUGACUGUCUUCCUAGUUGACACUUCCCAGGAAGAAAAGGACACCUGGGUGCAUGACAUCAUGGCUGAGUUUGCAGAUGAGCUGACCAACGAGCUGUAAACAAUAGAGGACCACUGA